CUGAAAUAUCGAAACACCAUCGAAUCGAAAGAAAAUUAUGAAUUAGACGCAGAAAGUGCGGGGGGCGGUAAAGCGUGGGAAGAAGUUGGUUUAACGGUUAAAGUGUGUCGAAACGGCGUCGUAAUCGUUCAUUCAUUCAUAGUCCGACAGCAUGAAAACCCCGAUUUCGGGUUUGUACCGAAACCCCGUGAAGUUCAGAAUGCCAACUGCGGAGAACUUGGUUCCCAUUCGCUUGGAUAUCGAAAUCGAGGGGCAGAGAUACAAAGACGCAUUCACUUGGAACCCUUCUGAUCCCGAUUCCGAGGUUGUCGUCUUUGCAAAAAGGACUGUUAAAGACUUAAAGCUCCCUCCCGCGUUUGUUACACAGAUUGCUCAAUCAAUUCAAUCACAGCUUGCCGAGUUUCGAUCCUAUGAAGGCCAGGAUAUGUAUGCUGGGGAGAAGAUUGUUCCAAUCAAGCUUGAUCUUCGUGUUAAUCACACGCUUGUGAAGGACCAGUUUCUAUGGGACUUGAACAACUUUGAGAGUGAUCCUGAAGAGUUUGCCAGAAUCUUCUGCAAGGACAUGGGCAUUGAAGAUCCUGAGGUUGGACCAGCUAUUGCCUUUGCUAUCAGAGAGCAACUUUAUGAGAUUGCAAUUCAAAGUGUGGUUUCAGCGAGAGAAAGCAGAAUGAGCAAGAAGGGUCGUCGAGGGGCUGAAUAUACUCCUGUCAGUAAAGGAGGCGCUGUAGCAGUGGACUUGGUUAAGUUAUUUAGUCCAAAAUCUAGUGUGGUCCGGAAAAGAAAGGAGUGGGACGUAUAUGAACCUAUUGUGGACCUACUAUCCAACGAGGAAGUGGAUGCCCUUGAAGCAAAAGAAGAGAGAAAUUUCAGAUGAAUUCUCACCAUGGUCAGCCCCGCCUUAUUGGAAAGGUAUAGUUCAAUGACAGCAUGUAUCCGAGGGUUAGAGUUCGAAAUUCUUUAUUACAUACAAGCUGUUUUGUAGGACUGGGAAUCAAUGAUUCAGAAUAUUGUUAUCGCUUUCUUUUAAUGGUUGUAGAGUUUCUUAUUUGUUCUCUGUGCCCCCAACAAAAGAAAAAAAUAUAGCAUCAUAUUUGCAUAAUUUUCUGUAAAACUUAGAUUUAGCAAGCAACAACAAUCAAGCCACUUCCCACUGAGUUAGAAAUUUCAAA
This is a messenger RNA of Cajanus cajan (pigeon pea), 1169 nucleotides long. RefSeq names its product transcription regulatory protein SNF5, putative (BSH) (gene BSH). Lineage: Eukaryota; Viridiplantae; Streptophyta; Magnoliopsida; Fabales; Fabaceae. Gene Ontology annotation, cellular component: nuclear chromosome. Gene Ontology annotation, biological process: chromatin remodeling. The record is from RefSeq and is a predicted model, not a curated record.